UGACAGGAUAAAGCUACUGCUUCAGAGUCAAAUUUGAAGACCUGUGUGGAAGAAUCCUUUGGAAAAAGUAAAAUUAGCGAAGACGAGGGCGCCAUUCUUUCACAUGCUGUUGAUGAAGCAAAAGACAAAGCGGAGCGAAAAAGAAAAAGUGGCAGGCACUAGCCAAAGACUUCUAACUAAACUUUAGGAUCGUGGCUCGUGCUUCUGGUGAUCUCCAUUUGGUUAGAUGAUCUAUGCGUGAAAGUUUGAAGUAAAAGUAGAUUGUUAGUCAUCAACAAUAAAGUUGCACCUUUUAGAAGUACUCUCUCCUUUGUCCUCCUUUCAUAGCUUUUCUUGAGUACUAUCUAGUAUAAGGUCGACAAGGUUCUUAUUGCAUCAGUGACUACGACGUCGAGGAAAGAGGGCACUCAGCUUUCUUAACGACUUUCUUAACCUGCGAGUGAAGACUCAAAGAUGUCAGAUCUCGCCGCUCUGCUGCGCGAUUCGGCGCCGAAUAGCGUGAGGAGUAGCCUGGCUUCUCUGCGGGACCCGAUUAGUCCCAUGGCCGUACCCACACGAGACCGUGUUGACACUCGUGGGUACUACAGUUAUGAGCUCCCGUACAACUCCAGUGAUGCUGGUAGAGCACAAGUAGGUACUGUUUCUGUCAUAUUAAAACCAACCCUGUUUCUCGUGGUUGUGGGUUCUAGUACAGUGAUGAAAUUGUGAUAAGUGAACAGGCCAACGCAUUUCUCAAUGCAUAGACAAGGAACAAUUGUUGAAAAAAACUACGAUCUCUUCUAAUGUAAAUCCGGCAAGCACGACACGACGCACCAUGCAGAUUCGACGCCGCCUCAAGACUCACCGAUGGAGGUCGAAGGAAGCGUCGCCAGUACAAGCUGCCUGUUGGAGGAAGAGGUAGAGAUCGUAGAGUAUCGUUUCUACGAUUAUACAGUUGCUUGGAAAAGAAAAAGUAGUGAAGACCACAGGUUGAAGAAUCUUCGUUGUAAACAAUAACAAAGAAAUACUUAAAAAGAACUACUUCCUAAUUAUAUCGCAGUUGAGAUCAAUUCCUUUCUCUUUUUCCUUGUUUUUCAGGAACAUGAGUUUUCGGCCGACAUUGCUUCCGCAGUCCAGAAAAGAGAUCCGUGUAUCAUCAAGAAGCCGACGGAAAAGAGAUCAUCUGCGGUACACCGUCAACAGCACGAGGAUUCGCCAUCGGAUAAUUUUGCGCUCGCCUUCCAGAAGUACGAGUUCUCCUUCCAGAAUAAAUUCGAAAGUCUUCUGACAGAAACCGUAGCGAACUUCAAACAGCAAGCCGUUCGCGACUACGGUAAUGCAGAAAAGACGCUGAAUCAAGCCUUUCAGGUAUAAUAUUUAAGAACUUCUACUAGGUAUAUAUGAUAUAAGAACUUGUUCUAGGUGGUCAAUACUUACCACUGGUAUAUUUUUCUUGGAUCGAUGGAUUGUAGUAUCUGUAACUCUCCUCGACCUACUAGCGCUACAACAGACCCGCUUCGAACGCGAGAAAUUGAAGUUCGAAGCUGAACUCGCAGAGAAGAACAUGCAAAUUGAGACGCUGCUAGCAUCGCAGUCAGACUUAUUGCGACAAAACGAAACUGCGAGCAAGAUUAUGACAUAUUAGAUGUUGGAUACAAGUUCGUUCCUAUGUAUAAUAAGAAGAUAGAUGGAUCUAUAAUUUUGUUCUUGUUGUAAAAUAUUACUAGGUACAUUACAGUUACACUAGGUACAUAUUUUAGUUCUUAGGUACCCACUACUACUAAUCUAGAAUAGUUCUUGUCACUAGGUACUGUACCCUUUGAACAGUAAAGUAGACUCCCAGGAGUCGGUAUCUCUAAGCUUCGAAUCAAGGGCCUGGCGAAUUUAGGGUACAAGAGGACGCAGAACGUCGAUCGGAAUUCCUUUUUGGCAAAGAUCUUUUUGCGUUGGAGGAUGUUCAGACGGAUGAACCGAGAUGGGAAAGUCAAGUACACCAUGGCAAGACGCUUUCGAGAAAAACGACUAGAGGUUGGUUCUCUUUGUUUCUAUUCGUCUGGGCAGAAUUUGUAUUGAAUGAAUAUGCGACGUUCAACAACUACAACAUGAUCAAGAAAUCGUUCCUGCGAUCAUACGUGGUAUACUUCCACCAUUUAAUAUGAUUUGUGUCCUGCACUAGAUGAUGUAAGUUGUAGUUAUGCUUCUAUACCUCACGACCACCAGCACUAGGUUCUUGCCUAUCGUAGAUGGUUUAUGGCAGCCACCUACAUCCGACUGGAGCGAGAAGAUGCGCAAAAGCAAGCCAAGAACGAACUUGAGAGAUCGCAACUAGUAGCAGAGGCGAAUCUUGGCAAGGAGAAGCUAAUGGAAGUACUUAUUCAUUUACUGUAUGCUUAGUAUACGAUUAUGCUUUUCGAUUUCGUUGUAAAUCGGAGGUACUUUCUUACUUAAAGGACGACUAUGCUUUUCUUUGUGAAAGAGCACGAUUGAGUAUCUCAACAGUAUUUUCUUUUAGUACAUGUUCAUCUUGAUGUUUCUCUACUUGUACUUGUUGGACAUGGAGAACGCUCUUCAAAGCCGACUGUACCAGAAUCUGAAUCGCCUAAACUUCUAGUCCCACAUCCGCUUUCGUCAGGAAAACGCCUCAUUAGAGGACCAACUUGCGGUAGAGACCGCGGCUAAAGCGAAUCUUCAAGCGAACCUGAAACGCGUCUUUAUGCGAGGUGUCUGCCAAUUAAAUUUUGAGGCUAUGAACCUGCUUGGAGGUGGCGCGGGAGGUGCGGUAGGAGGAGCUCCUUUUGGUACUCUUUAGUUACAAAAUUCGUAUUUUCGAUGUGUCUCCUCGUUUGGACGUGUACAAAUCGUUGGCGAGAUCAUACAGCAGCUGCACUCACCUUUAGCAAUUCCGACAAUGAACAACCUGACCACUCAAACCUAUUACUAGAUCUAGACGCACUAUUGGGGCAAGCGAGCGCCGGCGACAUUGCAGGCGCUCCUCUGCCAGGAGAUGUAGCGGAGUCAAGCGGCAUUUCUCCGCUUUUGGUCGGUGCCGGUGCAUCGAGUUCAUCAACAAUGAUGGCUCCUGGAGGCCAACCUAGUAUGGAUGCGACGUCAGCUUUCGCAUCUCCUAGUGCACCAUCUAUUGCGCCGGGUAUGGGUGCGGGUGUCGGAGGCGUGACGGCACUAGGAGCGUCAAGUACUUCUUCUAUUCCGACAUCUACGUCAUCUACAGCGGCAGCAAACAUGCCAAUGACAAGAGGUACUUUCAAUGCACCCCCUCGAGGUUCAUCAGUUGUCGCAACCCCAGAUCCUUCAACCACAUUAUUAAGGGUUUCGACAUGGCAUUCUGCACUACCAUCCUUCACUCGUUUUCCAGUAGGAAAAGGGUCAAGUAGGACGUUCUGAAGAAUGUAAUGCCGUAACCUCUAACAUUAUCAAGUGUCUUCAACGCAGGAGCUCCAAGAGGACAACGAACUAUGCCGAACACGACAAUAAGCGCCUCCACUUCUUCCUCCAAAAUGGUAGGAGGUGUAGAGCAGGUAGCAGAACUACAUCAUUUAAGGGUAGGUUAAAGGUGCUUUUCUUACCGCUUUUUAUGCCUCUCCUAAGGGAGAAAGGCAUAACAAGCGGGGUAAGCGAGCACCAAAAACCUACCUCUAAAUCAUCUUCAAAGUCACGCCUCUAGUGCGACUCGCGUACAGACCGGCGCAGCAUCGCGAAUGAAGGAUCAUUUUGAGGGGCUAGACGAGUCCCGGACUCCACCAGACCCUAUGCCCUUUGCCUCGUCAUCAACUUUGGGAGGUGGACAAGUAGCUAACGCGACUUUAAGGCUGCGGAUAGUCUCUGACUUUAGGUUUAACUAAUUAGGAUUAGAUGAUAAAAACGUACAACUACUAGCUCGAGAAAACCAAAGAUCAAGUCAUGGAGUCGCGAGCGUUCAACAUUUUAAACCUUCGCGCUUACAGUAUAAUACUUCUAACUCUCUGACUUAUUUCAGGAUCAACAUGAUCUAGCGUCUAGGUCUAAUUUUUACUGUCAACAUCCUCAUGUUAGUACGAGGAUCCGCUUUAUUAUGGGUCAUAUAUGACGGACUCUAACAUCUGCAGCGGCGGCGGGAAGCAAAUCGCGCAAAUGGCAGCAAGCAAAUCAUAGAGUCUAAGGACGACUCCUCGCAAACUGACACAUCCAGUUUUAGAGUGGUCUAAGGAGGCCAUUUGUGGAGUCUCAAGAGCAAGCCACUAUGAUGAGUGCAAUGGAGCACAUCAUGAGACUACUACAACCUUUGGUUCUUCAGAAUUGGAGGGACCGAGUAUUAGGUCACAAUUCUACAACUACGACCUCAUUGAGGAUUAUCUAAUAAUGUUUGAAUUUGAUUAUACUGAUUUGUCGCAGCUAUCUUUGUAGUAGAUUAGAAUCGAGAUGUUGGAUGAUUUGUAUCUUCACUGUUGGCAUAAUAAAGAUUACGAUACGCGGUAUUUUCUCCUCUAUUACUUACACAGUUAUUCAAAUUUGAUCAUCAGGCCCAAAGCGGCUUACGGUAUGAUUGGAAGCAAACUUGUUACUAGUCUAUUAAGCAAUAUGGAAUCUCUUUUUUCGAUUUGAAUUCCAGUACUUUUUUUCGAAAAUUAUAAGGGAUUUGGAUCAAGCGGCUUUUGUUGAAACUGAGUUUGUUUGUAGUCUUUUUCUCGUUUGACCAAUGACUUCUUUGAAAAAUGUUGACAGGAGGAGAAGGAGAAAAAGAGGGGAGAAGGAGAAGGAGAUUUGUGUCAUUAUGGACAUUGCUAUUUCUCAUAAUCGAGAGAUGAUAUGAAGAACCGAACUUUGAUAUUGCUCGCACGUGAGAUGGUUUCUCAGCGGUACAACAGGAACUCGUAUGUAUCUAUCAUGUAUGAUUGGAUACAAGCGAUAUUGAAUAAAACUGAGCAAUUGAGAUAGAAUUCACAAACACAAUGAAUGGUGAUCAUUGCUGACACGUGUACGGCCCUGCGCACAGAAAAAGACCAAU
This is a messenger RNA of Amoebophrya sp. A25, 4981 nucleotides long. The record is from the annotation of a GenBank genome assembly. Lineage: Eukaryota; Dinophyceae; Syndiniales; Amoebophryaceae.